AUGAAUAAUAAAAAUGAUUUGAAUAAUAAAAAGGAAAGGAAACGAAAGGGGAAGGAGGGGGAAAAUAAUAAUGAAGAGGAGGAGGGGAAGAUGAAGAAAAUUGGUAGAAAGAAGAGGAAGACUAAAGAAGAGGAGGAAGUUAAAGAAGAAUUUAAAGAAGAAAAGAGUUGCUUAAAUUUAGAAAAUCCUUCAAAUUUUAAAAAAGAGACAGAACGCCAAGAAUUUAUUUUUGAGCAGAACAAUAAUUAUUGGGAAGGGUUUUAUAAUGGGGAAGAUGAAGAUGGAUUUUGUUGUUGGAAUGAUGAAGAAGAAGAAGAUUAUGGAGAGAAUGGGGAAGAAGAAGAGGGGGAAGAUGAAGAAGAAAGGGAAGAGGGGGAAGAGAGGGAAGAAGAAUGGAAGAAGAGUGAAGAAGAACGGGAUGAGACUGAAGAAGAGGGGGAAAUGAAGAGGAAGAAGAAGAGGAAGGAUGAAAAGGAUGUGAAUGGGGAAGAGUCGGAAGGAAAGGAUGAGGAAGAAGACGAGGAAGGGGAAGAAGAGGGGGAAGAGGAGGAAUAUGAGGGAGGAAAGGAAGACGAAGAAGCUCUUCUUCUCUUCCACGAAGAACACAUCCAACACUCUUCAAUGUACUCCUCAAUAUCCAACAAUCGAAGUUGUUCUUCCUCCUCAUCAUCAUCUAAUAAUCAAAUUAAUACAUCGCUUAAUCAAUCAUCUUCUUCCUAUACCAGUUAUUAUAGCAAUAAUAUUAUUGGAAAUAAAAAGCGUGGAUGUUUCCCUAAAAAUGCUACAAAUAAGUUGAAGCAUUGGCUUUUUCUUAAUGUUACGGUGAACAAUUUUUUAUUUGCUUUUUUCUUGCUGUUGAUUGUUUGGUUGUUGGUUGGUUGUUUAUUGGUGCUUUUGUUUGUAUUUUUUGUGUGUUUUUUUGUGCUUUAUCCUAAUUAUUCUUCUAUCACUCCUUUGUUUUCCUUUUUUUACUUUUUCUUCCCUAAAAUUGGAAAUUUUAAAUAUAUUAAGAGAUCUUUUGAGAAUCUUUUGUUUUUUGAGACAGCGAGUGAAGACGGCAUUUCGUUAAGCGGAACUUGUGAUUAUGACGAUGACCAACAACACUAUGAAUCUGGAGAUAGUGAAUACAGCAAUAAUGCUUCUAGAGGGGAAUUGAAACCCUCCAAAAAAUUUUUAAAUUCUUUCCAACGCCGUUUACAAAAACACGAAGAAAUUGGAGGGGAUUUUGAUGAUUAUGAUGAUGGUGGACAAAGUGAGGGAGGUGGGGGAGGUAUUGGAAGUGGAAGAAGAAGAGUCCCCAAAGUUUUUAGUAAAGAGGCGAUAAGCAAGUUUAGAGCGUGGCUUUUCAACAAUAUUACGCAUCCAUAUCCAGCAGAAGAACAAAAACGUCAAUUGGCAGCAGAAACGGGGCUAACCAUUUUACAAGUUAAUAAUUGGUUUAUUAAUGCCCGUCGACGUAUAGUCCAACCAAUGAUAGACUCUAACAAUAGGGCAGGUCGCCCAGUUGCCGUUUUUAAAAAUCGUAGACGUAAAGGAAGUAGUAGUUGUGUUGAUGGGGGAAGUGGAGGGGGAGGUGUUGAUGGUGCUUCUCCUUCUGGAAAUUCUGAUUGUGGAGGAGGGGAUAAUGGAAGGAAUAAUAAUAGUAUUAGUCCUGAAGAUGAACAAGUCCUUUCUUCGUCUACAACCCCUUUAAAUAAUAAUAAUUUUAAUUCAACAAAUAUUUCUACAACAACUACAAACAUUAAUUUAAACAAUACAAACAAUAAUUUACUUUUUUCUUCGGCUUCUAAUAACCCUUACCAAGCUGCUGCGUCUUUAGCAGCCGUUGUUUCGAACCCUUAUGCCGGGGGAUUUGGCGCUUUCCCCUUCACCACCGGUAUGACUGGAAUGUCAGCUGCUGCUGCAAUUAUGCCCAACAACAAUAAUUAUGGGGUAUUAAACUCUACUGGAGGGAAUACAUUAAAUUCUGGUUGGAUUCCACAAAAUUAG
Molecule: messenger RNA, 1989 nt
Organism: Meloidogyne enterolobii
Lineage: Eukaryota; Metazoa; Nematoda; Chromadorea; Rhabditida; Meloidogynidae
Source: the annotation of a GenBank genome assembly